Neoarius graeffei (lesser salmon catfish) is the source of this 2000-nucleotide messenger RNA. RefSeq names its product carbohydrate sulfotransferase 12-like. The transcript has 2 exons. Gene Ontology annotation, cellular component: membrane. Lineage: Eukaryota; Metazoa; Chordata; Actinopteri; Siluriformes; Ariidae. Bases 412 to 1458 code for a protein of 348 amino acids. The record is from RefSeq and is a predicted model, not a curated record. Gene Ontology annotation, molecular function: sulfotransferase activity. Gene Ontology annotation, biological process: proteoglycan biosynthetic process; carbohydrate biosynthetic process.
AAUCCGUCAAAAUGCACUUAAAACUGCCAAAUCUGGCAACACUGGAAGACACGCAGUUCUGUUGUUGUUGAUAUUCGCCAUUUUGGAAGCGCAAAAUACCAGGAUGCAAGUUAUGCAAUGCCCGUAUGUAAUCAACUCUCCUCACGCGUAGCGAGUCUACCCUGUACUGUGCUUGCAGUUGGGUUAUUUUGCGUGCCCUCAGCUCGGACUUCAGGGGAUAACUUUGCUCAAAAGAGCUGUGCUUCGUUUCGUAGUGGCGCUUCACGUUGCCGCUUUUAAUUAAUGCCACGUUUUCGGAGCAUAUGAGGCACACUGGUUUUGAACUGCUUGCCGGAAGAAUGAACAUCCGUCCAUUCAUCUUCAAAACAACGAUUUUCCUUGUCUACUUUCCGCCGCCUUUUGGAGCAAGCCAUGUUGUCUCGACAAACAAAGGAUGGACAUGAAGGAUAUGUCAGUCCCAAGAUUCAUUCUUCUAAGCCAGAAAUUGGACCACAGCUGGAUUCUGAGGAGCACGGUAGAUGUGAGGCAAAGAUUCAUACAAGCCCAAUGCCUCUGAAGCUGAAGAUCAGACAGGAUGCAAGAAAGAAGCUUGUUCAUGACAUGUGCAGCAAUAACGAUGUGGCCAAUACCUUGGACAUCGGUCGCAAAUGGCAGACGUUUGACCAAAUUCCCCAAUCGGAGUUGAACAACCUGCUUGUCGAUGACCGGCAUGGAAUAAUCUAUUGCUAUGUUCCAAAAGUUGGCUGUACUGCAUGGAAACGGAUCAUGAUCGUUCUGAGCGAGAGCCUGAAGGUGCAUGGUGUACCUUACAGGGACCCUGCAGACAUCCCCAUCGAACAAGUUCAUGGAUCCUCUGUACAGCACCUUAACGCAUACCCAAAGGCAGUGAUGAAACAAAAACUUGAGACAUACAAAAAGUUCAUGUUUGUCAGAGAUCCAUUUGUGAGGCUGAUUUCAGCCUACAGAGAUAAGAUGCAAACAACAGAUAAUAUAUUCUAUAAAAGAAUUAGUCUGGACAUAGUAAAGAAAUUUGGAAAUAUCUCUAUUCCACCAGCAUCAAUCAAGAAAGCACACGCUGAUGGCAUUGUUCCUUCUUUCUACCACUUCAUCCAAUAUAUACUGAGCCUCGCAAAAAGCAGUUACAGAAAGUUUGACGAACACUGGCGACAAGUAAUUCACUUGUGUCAUCCCUGCCUGAUUGAUUAUGACUUUAUUGGGAAGAUGGAAACUAUUGAUGAAGAUGCUGCUCAACUGCUACGAAUAUUCCAUGUUGAUAACAUUGUUGACCUUCGACCACUGAAGAGCACAAAAACAGAGCAAAGCUGGACAAAGACCUGGUUUGCCAACAUCCCCAUGGAAUGGAGGAGGAAACUCUACAAAGUUUAUGAGGCAGACUUCAGACUCUUUGGAUAUAAAUAUGAUGAUCUAGACAAUUUUGAUCCUGAAAACAUCAUCUGAAUUGUUUGUUGUGUUCUGUUAAAUUGGAGUGGAAUCUCGUAUUAGGACUUGACAUUGGUAGUUUAGUCUCCUUGAUUGAUUUGAAUGGCAUGGGUGUUCUGGUAACAGAAAAUAUUAUUCCUUGUUCUUACGUGACAAUUGACCUGUUUGAGUUCAGUGCCACUUUUGCACGUUGUAACAAUUAAAGAUCUCGUAGUUACAGGAUACAAAUGAAGAUUUUGAUAUUUUUAAUUUGUAAAUGACACUGGCUGCUUCAUUACAGGGAUUAUCUAACCUUCAUAAUAAGCCAACAGGUAGAAAAUUAUUAUUGCUGGGUUUGGUUCAGUAAAGUCCAGAAAUGCUGCCACAAACAAUUUCCUGUUAUCCUUAACUUUUGUACCUGAUACUAUUUUGUCAAGCUGGGAUGUAUGACUAAUUUUUUUGUGGACUAUAUUUACAGUAUGCCUGACCAGAAUAUUCAUUAGGAGAACAACUUUAAUAUUCACUGACCUCUUUCUUUCUCAUGUUCCUUUCUGAAAAGAUCUUGUUAUUUGCAGAUUUUU